Messenger RNA from Colletotrichum phormii, 1182 nucleotides. RefSeq lists its product as uncharacterized. Bases 1 to 1182 code for a protein of 393 amino acids. NCBI's taxonomy places the organism in Eukaryota, Fungi, Ascomycota, Sordariomycetes, Glomerellales, Glomerellaceae. The transcript has a single exon. The record is from RefSeq and is a predicted model, not a curated record.
AUGUGCUUCGCCAAAACAAUCUACACGUGCCAGCACGAGGAACGAAAACGCAUAACCUGCCGCAAAACAUGGCGCCAGCGAGCGGGCUGGUGCUUCCGCCCGAUCCUCCUCUUCUUCGUCGGCGACUCCCCCGACGAGCCCUGCAGUGAACUCCGCGUCAACGACAACGUCUGGCCCAACGUGACCUGCCCAGAGUGCCGCACCGCCGAGGAGACCGGGAUUGCCACCAAGGGCAUGGUCACUAGUACGACGACAACAAACAAGUACCGCGAGAAGCUGACGCCUGCGGCGAUAGCGGCGUCGCGGCGGCGCAAGGAGGAACAGGAGAAGAAGGACGAAAAGCAGCGGACAAAUUACUGGUCGAUACAGGAGAAUUACCAGGAGGGGCUUAGGAAGCGGGAAAUGGAAGAGGCUGCUCGACUUCAGGGAGGCGGCGGUGUUGGAGAUGUCACUGGUGGGAACGAAGACUACGCUGAUAGGCCUCUGCCCGCUCUUCCUACCUUUCCUGCUGCUUCAGUUGGUGAUACUCGUGGAGAUCCGGGAUACCAGGAUCCGCGGCUCCGUUCCAAGAACAUAUUUCCUCCGCCAAAACCAUCGCCUUCGCCUUCGCCCCCGCCCGAGAAUAAGUCUACUACCAAGCACAAGCGCAAGAAGAAGGAAGCUCCCGUCGUACCAGAUAGGCGUAUGCCCACCGUCACCAGCACCGGAAGCCCAAUCAGCAAAUCGUCUCAACGCUCACGUGAACACAAGCGCCGACACUCACAAGAACAAUGGAGACGAGACUCACAAGAAAAAAAGAGACGACGGGUAGAAGAACAACCAAGACGGAACUCUUACGAACAAACGAGCCAAACUUCAGAAGAGGGUGCAUAUGAACGACCAACAAAGGAGAAUUACUACGGUAGAGGCACCGCCUCGGCCAUAAGAACCAUGAAGGAAGCCGAUGAGCCAUCGCCAGCGAGACAGCCCGUCGCCGAGAGACGGGGACGGGACAUGAAGCAACUGGCCAACAGCUAUCGAGAGGUGCGCGCCGCGCCGUGGCCCGAGGAGCCGAUUAUUCAACGACGUCCCACGCCUCCGCCCUCGCCGGAGCCGGAGAAGGCGCCAAAGAAGAGUGGCAAGCUGAAGGGCGUUUGGAACCCGUUUGGUAACAAGGAUCGCCGAGACGAUGUGGCCCAUUAG